CUCACUGCUCCGUCUCACACACUCACACUGUUUUCCGAUCUGUUGCUCUCGUCACACCUCCAUCUCUCGCUCUCUCUCACACUGAUCCUCUCUCCCUUGUUCUUCACACAUAAGACGAGGAGGUCAUGGACACAAACAACACCACAGGUAGACAUGGGACAGGAGAUGCUUUGGUGGACAUGGAUGGGACAUGUGAAGAUGGAGAUCACAUGCUCAGGAGUCACAGUGAAGAGGCUGUUGUUGACUACGGCAAGAUCAGAUCAGCAUUACAUGCAGACUUCGAGACUGAAGAAGUAGAGAGUCACAGGGCUGUGUAUGUGGGAGUUCAUGUCCCUUUUGGGAAGGAGAACAGACACAAGCGUAGACACCGAGGACACAGACACCACCACAGGAGAACCAAAGAGAGAGAAUCUGAGCAGGAUGCAGGGGAGAGAGAAUCUCUUGCACAAGACACUCCGUCUCAGCGUGUACAGUGUAUUCUGGGUACUGAGGACGGUGACGUAGAACACAUUCCUCAUGAGCUCUUCACUGAGCUGGAUGAACUCUCCAUUCGACAUGGCAACACAGAGUGGAGAGAGACUGCCAGAUGGCUGAAGUUUGAGGAGGAUGUAGAGGAUGGAGGCGAGAGGUGGAGUAAACCUUAUGUAGCCACGCUGUCUCUGCACAGUCUGUUUGAGUUGCGCAGCUGCAUCCUCAAUGGCACUGUGAUGCUCGACAUGAAGGCUGACUCCAUCGAGGACAUUGCAGACAUGGUGAUAGACAGCAUGGUGGCGUCGGGACAGCUGGACGACUCGUUAAGGCUGCAGGUGCGAGAGGCUGUGUUGAAACGGCAUCACCACCAGAACGAGAGGAAACUAAGUAACCGAUUCCCGCUGGCCGUGCGCUCGCUCGCUGAUAUAGGCAAGAAACACUCUGAACCGCUGUUAUUGGAGCGCAGUGGUGAGGGUUUGUCCACUUCCCGUAACUCUCUUCUGAAACUGGGUGGCUCCAUUUCCAACCUGUCCCAGAGGAGUGACUCGCGAGUCUCCAUGCUCCUGAACCACCUCCUCCCCAGCCCUGGGCAUGGUACCUCACCCAGCCCUGUCCCCACCCCACAGAGUACCCCACCAUCUUCAAGACACUUUGACUCGACUGACCGAGCCCCACAAGUUCAUCUGGAAAUCCCUGAGGUUGUGGUGUCUCCACCAGAGGAGGAUGAAGAGUCGGAGGAAGACGUUCUGGAUCUGAGAGCUGGCGAAGACAAGUAUAUGUGUACAUUGGCGUCGUCUUCUCCUCUCUCUGGCUCUGUGGACUCAGGCAGGGUGAGUGAAAACAGAUCAGCCAAGUCAAGCAACAGCAAAGAUGGAAGCACUGUAGAUCUUAGCAAGGUGGACAUGAACUUCAUGAAGAAGAUCCCUCCAGGGGCAGAGGCCUCGAACGUGCUGGUAGGUGAAGUGGAUUUCCUGGAGAAACCCAUCAUCGCCUUUGUUCGUCUCUCUCCUGCUGUACUGCUCACAGGACUCACGGAAGUGCCUGUGCCAACCAGAUUCCUCUUUCUCUUACUAGGACCAUAUGGAAAAAGUCCUCAAUACCAUGAGAUCGGACGCUCCAUGGCCACUCUAAUGACAGAUGAGAUUUUCCACGAUGUGGCAUAUAAAGCCCGGGACAGAGCUGAUCUUCUCUCUGGCAUUGAUGAGUUUUUAGACCAGGUGACUGUUCUUCCUCCUGGAGAAUGGGACCCGACGAUCCGCAUUGAGCCUCCCAAGAAUGUUCCAUCACAGAUCAAGAGGAAGAGGCCAUCACAACCUAAUGGCACUGUGACUCCUACCGAGCCGAGUCAGGAGGAGGAACACCAACCUGGCCCGGAGCUCCAGAGAACGGGGAGGAUUUUCGGUGGGCUGGUGUGUGAUAUAAAGCGUAAAGCACCCUUCUACUGGAGCGAUGUGUUAGACUUCUUCAGUCUGCAGUGUGUAGCGUCGGUGCUUUUCCUCUACUGUGCUUGCAUGUCUCCUGUUAUCACCUUUGGAGGACUGCUUGGAGAGGCCACCAAGAGUAACAUCAGUGCUAUUGAGUCACUGUUUGGAGCAUCUCUGACAGGAGUGGCGUUCUCUCUGUUUGCCGGUCAGCCUCUGACCAUUCUGGGCAGCACAGGGCCUGUGCUUGUGUUUGAGAAAAUCCUCUUCAAGUUCUGCGAGGAUUACGGGAUGUCCUACCUGUCCUUGCGUGCCUGUAUCGGACUGUGGACAGCGUUCCUCUGUAUAGUGCUGGUGGCAACUGAUGCAAGCUCGCUGGUGUGUUACAUCACACGCUUCACAGAGGAAGCAUUCGCUGCUCUCAUCUGCAUCAUCUUCAUCUAUGAGGCUCUGGAGAAACUGCUGCACCUCCGAGACACCUAUCCCAUCAACACCCACACUGACCUGGUUAACCUGACACAGUACAGCUGUCAGUGCUCAGGUCCCAGUCAGAUGUCCAAUGAGACGAUGCAGCUGUGGAACUCAACUGGACACACCACGGAUUCAAUACCUUGGAAUCAACUCAAUGUGUCGAUGUGUAAGUUCCUACACGGCGAGUUUGUAGGUCCUGCUUGUGGAAAACAUGGGCCCUUCAUCCCCGAUGUGCUCUUCUGGUCCAUCAUCCUCUUCUUCACCACAUUCUUCCUCUCCUCCCUGCUCAAGCAGUUCAAGACGGAAAGAUACUUCCCUACCAGGGUGCGCUCCACUAUCAGUGAUUUCGCCGUGUUUUUGACUAUAAUGGUGAUGGUGCUGGUGGAUUAUCUGGUGGGAAUUCCAUCACCCAAACUCAAUGUGCCUGACCGCUUUGAGCCCACCUCGAAGCACCGUGGCUGGCUGAUCUCUCCGCUUGGUUCUAAUCCCUGGUGGAUGGUCCUGGUGUCAGUUGUUCCUGCUCUUCUCUGCACCAUCCUCAUCUUCAUGGACCAGCAGAUCACUGCUGUCAUUGUAAACCGCAAGGAGCACAAACUCAAGAAAGGCUGUGGUUAUCAUCUGGACCUGCUGGUGGUGGCCGUGAUGUUGGGUGUGUGUUCAGUGAUGGGGCUGCCAUGGUUCGUGGCUGCCACCGUUCUCUCCAUCUCGCAUGUGAACAGCCUGAAGCAGGAGUCCAGCUGCUCCGCACCGGGCGAACAACCCAAGUUCCUGGGCAUCAGGGAGCAACGGGUCACCGGCAUUCUCAUUUUCACCCUCAUGGGCUGCUCUGUCUUCAUGACGUCCAUCCUGAAGUUCAUUCCCAUGCCAGUGUUGUAUGGGGUCUUUCUCUAUAUGGGUGUUUCCUCUCUGAAAGGCAUACAGUUCUUUGACAGGAUAAAGUUGUUUGGUAUGCCGGCGAAGCACCAGCCUGAUCUGAUCUACCUGCGUUACGUGCCGCUGUGGAAGGUUCACGUCUUCACGCUGGUGCAGCUCACAUGUCUGGUUCUGCUUUGGGUCAUCAAAGCCUCGGCUGCCCGCGUCAUCUUCCCCAUGAUGGUGUUGGCGUUGGUGUUUGUGCGAAAGCUGCUGGAUUUCUGCUUCACGAAGCGAGAGCUGAGCUGGCUAGAUGACCUGAUGCCCGAGAGCAAAAAGAAAACAGAAGAUGACAAGAAGAACAAGAAAGCUAAACAGGAAGCUGAGCAGUUGACGGAGGAAGAGGAAGAGGCUGAGGCAGAGGCGGGACUCGUAUACAAAGGAGGAAGAGGAGGAGGAGGGAAUGUGCUGAAGAUUCCACGGCAGGCUCGAUGUGGUAGUCAGGAGAAGGUGGCGUGUGCUAGGCUGAACGUGGAAGCAGUCUGGGGUGGAAAGGAAGAGUCGAAUAUAGAGACGGCGCUCUAGGGCGGAGUUUAUUCCUUCACCUUUGGAGCCAUGCCUACUCCAACGCUGGAGCCAAACAGCUCAUAAUCAGCAACUCAAUCCUGGGCUUGAGUCAGCGGUGCCAACUGGAGGACUGAGAGAGCAGCCAUGGGGGAGAGAGCACAGUGUGUCCCCUAACUCUGAGGACACAGGAAAUACUGUAAUAACUUCUUUAUUAGUCUUCUUAGUCAGUUUUUUUAAAUAGCAGUUGAUGCAUUUUGUUUUAUUUUAUUUAUACAGUUCAUUUCAUUGAAUCCAUGGAGGUGUAGUCAGACAGCAGGUUUUAAUGCCUUCAUCACUGACUGCAUAACAUAAUGAGCAGAUCUCCAUUCGACAACUAAUCAGCAAAAUUGAUCGAAUUUGAUCCAAGUAAUUGGCAAUGAAUUUCAUGAUGAAGCACGCUGUGCUACCUCACGUAGCAAAGCUGUUUGAUUUCGGUCAUGGUUGCAUUGUUUAUUCUUAACAUAAACAAUAUAGAUGAUGUUACAAGUAGUCAUCAAGUUGCCAUCAAAAUAUAAAAAGUGCAGGGAGUCAAUCCCCCCCCCCAAAAAAAAAUCGAGUUGGUUCCCUGACUCCGUGAUUCCAAGUAUUGAAAACUAGGAGUCAAAUCUGAGUUGAUUCCUCAAACUGAAAAUGUUUCACCUCACGCAAAUGGAGCAAGCAUCAUGAUUCAAGCAUCAGUGUGUUCAUUAGUGAGACAGGUAUUGCAUUUGACUGUCAGAAUUGAACAAAUCAUGACCUGAACUCCAGGUAAAACCCAGUCUCAAUGAUUCAGACCAUUGGUGCAAUGGUUACACUGAUGUAUAGUUGCGAAAAAAAAAAAAUGUACAGAACCAGAAAAAAAAACAAACAAAAAAACUUUGAUAGAGACUGUGACUAAAGUCUCAGUAAUUUACGCUAGCGGUUACAAACCGGGGUGUCUGGUCGACGUACUCUAUAGAUCCGGAACGGCAAGAGAGAGAGAAUGACGCUUAAUGAGGAAAAGUUGUACCCUGCCGCCCUGACCAAAAUAAAAAAAACGAGUGCUCUGAGAGCACAAUAUCCCCCGCUGGCAACUAUGCCAUAACUCUGGUAAAAUGUGACUGAAUUGAACAAAAUUGCAAUAUGCGUUUUACUGACAUAUGACAAAGAAUCCUGUCAAGUUCCGUGAAAUUCCUCAAAAAUUGUGAGAGGAGUUGAUUUCAGAAGGUGAGUUCCCUUCCCGGGACGGACGGACGGACAUCGCCAUGACAUAAUCCCCCUUCGGGCCUCUCCACCAAUGGGGGAUGAUAAUUUUUUUGCCAAAUUACAUGAAAUUCCUCCAAAAAUUGUGAAGGGAGUUGAUUUCAGAAAGCAAGCACACCUUGAUGAAAUUGCCAAAAGUACAAGUUUGUUAAUAAUCAAGGGCAUAACUCUGGUAAAAAUUUGCCCAAAUUAAAUGAAAUUUCAAUAUGCGUAUAACUGUCAUAUAACAAAGCUUUUUGCCAAGUUUGGUGAAAUUCCUCCACAAAUUGUGAGAGGAGUUGAUUUCAGAAGAACGUACACCCUCAUGAAACUGUCAAAGUACAAGUUAUUUAAUCAAGGGUCAAAAUGCUGGUAAAAAUUCACAAAUGAAAUUAAAUUGCAAUAUGCGUAUUACUGUCAUAUAACAAUGCCUUUUGCCAAGCUUCGUGAAAUUCCUCCAAAAAUUGUGAGAGGAGUUGAUUUCAUAGAAGGUGCCCUUCCCGGGAUGGAUGGAUGGAUGGAUGGAUAUCCCCACAACAUAAUCCCCCUUCGGGUCUUUCAGCCAGUGGGGGAUAAAAAAAAAACCCCUGAUUUUAAAAAAAAAUCAUAAAAAUUGAGAGUUAUAACUGAUUGAAAAAAAAAUUCCCAUUUUUCAUGGAUCAUUCUGGAUCAGUGAUCCAGAUCAGCACCAAAAGUCAUACCAAUGUACACUACCGUUCAAAAGUUUGGGGUCACCCAGACAAUUUUGUGUUUUCCAUGAAAAGUCACACUUUUAUUUACCACCAUAAGUUGUAAAAUGAAUAGAAAAUAUAGCCAAGACAUUUUUCUGGCCAUUCUGAGCAUUUAAUCGACCCCACAAAUGUGAUGCUCCAGAAACUCAAUCUGCUCAAAGGAAGGUCAGUUUUAUAGCUUCUCUAAAGAGCUCAACUGUUUUCAGCUGUGCUAACAUGAUUGUACAAGGGUUUUCUAAUCAUCCAUUAGCCUUCUGAGGCAAUGAGCAAACACAUUGUACCAUUAGAACACUGGAGUGAGAGUUGCUGGAAAUGGGCCUCUAUACACCUAUGGAGAUAUUGCACCAAAAACCAGACAUUUGCAGCUAGAAUAGUCAUUUACCACAUUAGCAAUGUAUAGAGUGGAUUUCUGAUUAGUUUAAAGUGAUCUUCAUUGAAAAGAACAGUGCUUUUCUUUCAAAAAUAAGGAAAUUUCAGUGAUCCCAAACUUUUGAACGGUAGUGUAAUUCAGCCCAGAGGUAUUCUUCACGUGAAAUUUGGUGAUUGGUUUAACUGAUUAACUGGAAAAAAAAAAUCAUAUCCCUAUAUUAAAAUAAUCUUAAUCAUUAGCAGCUCUAAUUCACAGAUACUCACAAUAUGGAGGAAAAAAAAUCUAAAAGCAUGUUUUGCACAUUUUGCAUUCAUGCAAUACUAUUUCAAAUGGGCCAUCCUUUAAAAUGGACGGGUUACUAUUCAGGUUUUAAACAUCUGUGCCUUGGAGAAGUGUGGAAGUGGAGUUGAACAGCAAGAGACCGAGAUAUCGUUCAAUAAUAAUAAUAAUAAUAAUUAAUAAUAAUACUUUUCCAGACGUGUGUAUAAUAUAUAUUGUAUUACUCCAAAGAUUAUAUAGAAGUCGUACCCAUGUUCUGUGUUCUUCAUAGUUCAUUAUGUUUAAAAAGCGCUUUCCUUAGUGUGAGACCCUAUCAGUGUGUUCCACCACUAGUGUGUGUGCCAAGUAAUUUUUAAAUGUUCUUUCCUGAAUUGUCAUCCCUGUUGCUUUUUGUGCAUAAAUGUUUUGAUAUUGUGUGUUUGUCUGUCACUGUAUACCGUUGCACACACUGUUCAUGCAGCUUGGAGAGUUUGGAUACGCGGGGGGGAGAGAGAGAGAGAUACUACAUAUAUUUGUGCAAUAAUAAUAGUUUGUUUAAAAAAUAUGAAUACUUUUUAAAAAAUAUUUGUGUAUUCUGUAUAGUUGGGUUUUUGUCACUGUCACACAGAUGAAGAAUUUGAUCAAAACUCUAACUCCUUGUUCUUGUGCAUAAUUUACAAAACACUUCAGAGAACAUUUUUUUAUUUUUUAUUAUUAUUUUUAAGUUUUUCAUUUUGGUCAAAUUUGUCAUAAUAAAUAUAGU
Molecule: messenger RNA, 7143 nt
Organism: Neoarius graeffei (lesser salmon catfish)
Lineage: Eukaryota; Metazoa; Chordata; Actinopteri; Siluriformes; Ariidae
Product: sodium bicarbonate cotransporter 3-like
Exons: 25
Coding region: 126-3800 (1224 amino acids)
Biological process (GO): bicarbonate transport; transmembrane transport; monoatomic anion transport
Cellular component (GO): basolateral plasma membrane; apical plasma membrane; plasma membrane
Molecular function (GO): sodium:bicarbonate symporter activity; monoatomic anion transmembrane transporter activity; solute:inorganic anion antiporter activity
Source: RefSeq, a predicted model, not a curated record